AUGGCCGAGCCAGCACGCAGAGUCGGACCGAUGGACAACGCGCACGCGCAGGACUGGUCUGUGCUUGAUCUCGGACACGCGCAAGUCAGCCAGCGCACAAUCUACCUCGUCGAUCUCAAGGUUGACGUGUGGGGAGUGGACGAGAUCGCCGGCAGCCCUCUCCCAGUGACAUGUAUCAUCCUUGCGCACGGCUGGGCGAACAAGGCCAAGGACAUGGAACCGAUGGCCGCGGGCCUGCUGGGCGAGUUCCGAAGAUUGGAAGCCGAGUCGGGAGGACGGAAGCGGGACGUGAUCGUCGCGACGCUCGACCAGCGGAACCACGGCGAGCGCCGCGUCAACAAGAGCCUGCAGUCGUUCCAGAAGAACCCGAGGCAGUUUGGCAUCGACAUGUCGACGGCGCUCGUAGGGGGCAAGCAGGACCACGAGCUCAUCAUGCAGUUCCUCUCGGGUCGGCUGUGGGCUGACGGCUCGCGGGUGAUCUCGGAGUGGAUCUCAGUCGGCUUCAGCAUGGGCGGGCACCUGUGCUGGCGCCUGCUGCGCGAGUGUCCGCAAGUCAAGCUCGGCAUCCCCAUCUGCUCCACGCCCUCCGAGUCGCUCGGCAAUCUGCUCCGCGCAAAGGUCCUGCCCCCCAAUGCGCCAGAAGUGACGCAACCACCCGAAGUCGUGCACUACUUUUCCCAGUCGCACCACGAACCCAACCACUGGGAGCGAUACAAGGGCAAGAAGAUCCUCGCCGUGCACGGGCAGCUCGACAACGUCAUGCCGUUCCGCCUGGGUGCGGAGAAUUGGGAGAAACUCGCGCCCCACACGGCUGCGGCGGAGCGGUAUGAGGAGCCAGGAAGAGGACACGUCUGUUCCCCGCCCAUGGUCCGUCGCGCGGCCGAGUUCAUCUGGAAGCACUCCGUGUCGCAAUAG
This is a messenger RNA of Trichosporon asahii var. asahii CBS 2479, 915 nucleotides long. RefSeq lists its product as uncharacterized. Lineage: Eukaryota; Fungi; Basidiomycota; Tremellomycetes; Trichosporonales; Trichosporonaceae. Bases 1 to 915 code for a protein of 304 amino acids. The record is from RefSeq and is a predicted model, not a curated record. The transcript has 3 exons.